CAGAAAGGCUGAUAAAUAUAAACGAAGCAGCCGAAUUGCAUUGGAUUAAAUUGUGUUUAAUUGUUCAAGCAAUUUAUGCAUUUAUUAAAUUCUAAAAGUACACCAAUAUAAAAAUGAAUGAAAUAAAAAAUGGAAAAGUUAGUUUUCAUAUCAGUGGUGUUACUGAUAUUUAAAUAUCGCCCCUUAUAUUUCAAGAGUCUAAUGAAAUGGUAGUUAUUAAUGUAUAUGGAUUUAAUUAAUUUAAUGGCACAAUAAAGCCCUCCAAAUUAAGUAAACUUAACCAUUUGGUAAAUGAUAUGUGACAUCACCAUGGCAUUAUUAAUAAUGAAAUAUCAUUUUAAUUUAUCUAAUCUUAUCUAAUGUGAACAGUAAAUUAAUUGGAUUAGGUAUCUAAAUUUUCUGUGAUUACAGAAUUAUAGUUAGAACAUGUCUUCAGAAUCGAAUGAAAAUAAACUAUUUUUACCACCUCCUUAUUGUAAGACACCAGCCAAAUUUGAUGAUGUAUUCGAGGAAGAUGUCCAACUGUCGAAGUUGGAUGUAUUGGAUCCUGCAAAAGUUUUACAACUGUGUGAAAAUCUCACAGAUCGAACAACUAAACAGCUUGAGGUUAAAGUCAACAAAUUUCUAAAAUCUGUGUCUGAAUCAUCUACAGUUUUCUUAAUUAAUUUACUAAAUGUCUCCGAAGAAGCAGUAGUGCAAGUUGUAAUGGAUAAAAUAUUGGAUUCUGGUAUUAUUAUUCCAUUAUCAGAAGAAGCCAUUAGCAAUAUAGUAGAAUAUAAAGAUCACAGUUUAAAAUGUGCUGAUAAUUUAGAUCCCAAAAUUCAAGGAUUAAUUGACGAAAUUGUUCCAAAAGAAUCAACUGUUACAAUUAUUCCUGUGUUGGCAAUGGAACGAAGAGCUAAAAAACCUGAGAAACCUAUAGUUUGUCCUGUCUAUUUAGUUUGCUUUGUGAAUUCAGCAAAAAGCAAGACAUUCAUAUCAAAAUUAGUUGAUGAAAGUUUUAAAUAUUUUCUGACCCUACUUCUGAAUACAAGAGAAUGUGAGGAAGAGAGACGAUUAAAAAAACAAUGUCAGUCUUUACUUUCUGUAGCGAGAAAGCUGUUUUCACAUUUAGGUGACCUUAGUGAUUUACUGAAAGAAAUUAUGUCAGAAGCAAGAAGAUUGACUAAUGCAGAAAGAUGUUCCUUAUUUUUAUUAGACCCAGAUCACAUGCAUUUAGUGGCAAAGGUCUUUGAUGGUGUUAGUCCAGCAGAAAAAAGGACUGAAGUACGAAUUGCAAAAGAUCAGGGCAUUGCAGGACAUGUUGCUGCCACAGGACAAAUACUUAACAUAAAAAACGCUUACAAACAUCCACUCUUUUACAAAGGUAUGGACGAAGCAACGGGUUUUCACACCAGAAAUAUAUUAUGUUUCCCUAUUCGAGACGAAGACAAUAUUGUAGGGGUGGCACAACUUUGCAAUAAAAUUGAUGGCCAUUUUGAUUACUUCGAUGAACAAGUAGCCAAUGCAUUUAGUAUCUAUUGUGGUAUAUCCAUUAUGCAUAGUUUAGUGUAUAAACGAAUUCAGGAUGCUCAGGCAAGGAGUAAAUUAUCCAAUGAACUUAUGAUGUACCAUAUGAAGGUUAGCGAUCAAGACGUAGCAGAUGUUAUAACAUGUCCUUGUAAUCACGAUGAACCUAAUUUUUCAAAAUUCACGUUUACACCCAGAAAAAUUAUAUACAAAGAGACACCGUGCUAUGUAUUAAAAAUGUUUGAAGAUUUGAAAUUUAUGGAAUAUUUUAGAAUCAAAGAGGAAACUUUAAUAAGAUUCAUACUAUAUGUAAAGAGAGGCUAUAGAGAUCUUCCAUACCACAAUUGGCUUCACGCUUUCUGUGUUGCCCAUUUUGCAUAUUUAUGUUUGAAGAAUUUUAAAUUAGUUGAAAAUGGUUAUAUUUCAAAAUUGGAAGCAUUGGCUUAUUUUGUGUCAUCUCUAUGCCAUGACAUAGACCACAGAGGAACAACUAAUUCGUUCCAACAACAAUCCAACAGCGUUUUAGCCAGUUUAUAUUCUAGUGAAGGAUCUGUUAUGGAAAGACACCACCUUUCUCAAACAAUAUGCACAUUAAAUACAGAAGGAUGUAAUUUUUUGGACUCCCUAAAUCGUCAGGAUUACAUUAAAUGUCUUGAUCUCAUUAAAGACAUGAUACUAGCUACAGAUUUAGCUACCCAUUACAAUAUCCAUUCUAGGCAAUUAGCAAUGGCUGAGGAAGGGUAUGAUAAAACAAAUCCAGAACAUCGUUACUAUUUAUGUAGCCUCCUAAUGACAUGUGCCGAUCUAUCUGAUCAAACAAAGGAUUGGUCGGAAACUAAAAGGGUUGCUCAGUUGAUUUAUUCAGAAUUCUUUGCGCAAGGUGAUCUAGAAAAGAAAAUGGGGAAAGAACCCGCAAAUAUGAUGGACAGAGAAAAAGCAUCGAUUCCUGAUCAUCAAUUAGAAUUUCUUAAAGAAUGCUGUAUUUGUAUAUUUAAGAUAUUAGCUAUGACGUUUCCUUCUGCCAACAUUCUUGUUGACGCAAUAUCACGAAAUAUAAUAUGUUGGGAGGCUUCAAAGACUAUUUUUAAUAAACUGUGUGUUGAGGACAAGACUUCAUAUGAAGUGUUAGUAAGCGAUGAAUUAGAACAAGAGAUCCAAGCGAUAUUAAAGAAUAUAUGUAUAUAAAUGUUACAAGAAAAACUGGAAGUGCAGAUUGCAGCGUUAUAUACAGAUUACAAGCAUAUAAAUAUUAACUAUCAAAGACAAGUUUGCAAUAACAUGUAUGUCUGUCUCUGUUUACUUAUAGAGUGUGGUUAAUAAUAAUAAUAAGACAUAAUACGAAAUUCUAAUGUAGAUCUUAAAAAUGGGAUGAUUAUUGGUUUCCAAUUGACAAUUUUGUGGAUGUUUGGAAAUAUUAGAUUCAUAAUUUUUAACCACAUUCUCAAAUGUGUACUAAAAAUGUGAUAUGAUUUCAAAUAAAUGUACUUACCUUAGGCAAAUAAGGCAUAAAAGACAAAUAAAAUUUAGAACACGAAUUAUAUAAUAUACUUUUAAAUGUAUUUCCUUAUUUGAUCAAAUU
Molecule: messenger RNA, 3088 nt
Organism: Anoplophora glabripennis (Asian longhorned beetle)
Lineage: Eukaryota; Metazoa; Arthropoda; Insecta; Coleoptera; Cerambycidae
Product: cGMP-dependent 3',5'-cyclic phosphodiesterase
Exons: 10
Coding region: 427-2694 (755 amino acids)
Biological process (GO): negative regulation of receptor guanylyl cyclase signaling pathway; regulation of mitochondrion organization; positive regulation of gene expression
Cellular component (GO): nucleus; mitochondrial outer membrane; cytosol
Molecular function (GO): 3',5'-cGMP-stimulated cyclic-nucleotide phosphodiesterase activity; 3',5'-cyclic-AMP phosphodiesterase activity; protein homodimerization activity
Source: RefSeq, a predicted model, not a curated record